Homarus americanus (American lobster) is the source of this 3832-nucleotide messenger RNA. Its product is annotated as venom carboxylesterase-6-like. The transcript is spliced from 12 exons. Bases 92 to 1933 code for a protein of 613 amino acids. The record is from RefSeq and is a predicted model, not a curated record. NCBI's taxonomy places the organism in Eukaryota, Metazoa, Arthropoda, Malacostraca, Decapoda, Nephropidae.
AACCCUUGGCAGCCUCAGUGGCCUCACUGUACUUGCAUGAUUCAGUAGUAUCCAAGCUCAUAGCUACGGUUGUGUACCAGUGAAUAGCAGGAUGAGGAUGUGGGCUAGCCUGCUGGUGGUGGUGGCGGGGUUGACAAUGGCGCAGCAGUACAAAGAGCAGCAGGAGGAGCAGAGGGAGGUGCCAGUCAUCACGACACUGCUGGGUAGGAUCUCCGGAGUCAAGGAAGAAUCUAGAAAUGGCAAGACCUUCCACGCCUACUAUGGCAUCCCCUUUGCCAAGCCUCCUGUGGGUGAAUUGAGGUUCAAGGAUCCCGUUGCCUCGGAAGGAUGGCAGGGCGUGAGGGAGGGGAAGAGCCAUGCCUCAUCCUGCCCGCAGGUGGAUAUGCUGAAAAACAUGAUGGGUGGUGAACUCUCCCCUGUGGGGUCAGAAGACUGUCUUUACCUCGACGUGUUCACCCCACAGACUGUCAAGGUGGGCGAAGGUCUGCCAGUGUUGGUGUCCAUCCACGGUGGCGGGUUCAUAGCCGGGGACGGGAAGAUGGGCUCCCCACACUACCUGAUGAAUAACGACGUGGUGGUCGUCAGCAUACAGUACCGCAUCGGGAUAUUCGGGUUCCUUUCGACGGAGGACGAGGUCAUCCCUGGCAAUUUCGGGCUCAAGGACCAGACGCUGGCACUCCGUUGGGUACACGACAACAUCCAUACAUUCGGCGGUGACCCAAACAAGGUGGCCAUCUUCGGUGUAAGUGCCGGGGGCGCUUCCGUCCACUACCAGGUCCUGACCCCUCACAGCAAAGGACUGUUUUCUCGGGCUAUCAUGCAGUCGGGGGCAGCUCUGUGUCCAUGGGCGAGGGGUGGCGCCCACAGGGAGGUGGCCCAAUACGUUGGACGCGUCUCUGGGUGUCCAGACCUCUACAAUACUCGAGCCUUCCUCCAGUGUCUGCAGGAAGUGCCCACUCACAACCUGACCACCCUACCCUGGUCUCUGAUGGCAGGGUGGAUGCAUCCUUUCCUAUUCGGUCCUCGUGUGGAUGGGGACUUCUUGCCGGACGACCCUCGCCAGAUGCUGAAGGAUGGGAGGCACCAGGAUGUUGACAUCAUCUCUGGGGUGAUGCGACAUGACGGCAGCCUCAUGACUCAUAAUAUAUUCUUCAACGAAGCCGCGCUGGCAGGGUACAACGCCAACUUCUCUGUGGUCGCCCCCAUCUCACUGGAGUUCGAGGCUGGCGACGUGGACAUCGCAAGCCAGACCAAGAGGAUCUUCGAGUAUUACCUGGGAGGCUCCACCGUGACAGUCGACAACGCUGCCGCUAUUACUGAGAUGAUGACUGACCGACACUUCCGGCUGCCCCACGAGGAGACGACGGAGCACCUGGCCCGCACACUGCCAGCCCACAACAAGGUGUUCUCCUACCUCUUCAACCACAGGGGCCAGUUCUCAUUAGGGGACAUGAACAAGGACCGAGUGGUUGGCAUGAACUGGGUAGGUCAUGGUGACGACCUGUUCUACAUCUACAAAUUUGCCAUGCUCUUCCCCCCGUUGGAGAGAGAUGACGACAUCCGGCUGAGUGAUAUUAUCAUCAAGAUGUGGAUCAACUUUGCUGCCACCGGAAACCCGACUCCCGACGAUUCACUGGGGUUCAGAUGGGGGCCCUUCAGUGAGCAUAACAACCAACACCUGGAGCUGACGGUGGAGCCCACCAUGACUCGCUACUCCAGGCACCAGGUUCGGGAGUUUUGGUCAUCGCUGCCGCUACUGGAGAACGUCAUCUUGCACCCGGAGAAGGUGUCUCGCCUCGCUCACCACUGGCUGAGGGCCACGCAGGGAGAGAGGCAGUCCUUCACUGCCACAAAGGGCACCCUAUUUCCUGGUCACUCCGAUGACUUACCUCUACGCAAACCUGUCAAGGUUGCCCUGAGAGAUGAACUGUAACCUCACCACUCUCCACGACCGACCAGCCAUGCUCCUGGGCACAGAAAAUUAUUGUUAUGAGAAUCUUUGUUAAAAUUGCAGUCUGUCUCAAACAUGUCAUAAUUAAAAAAAAUCCUAAGUAAAUGUCCCUCGUCCCUGAACGCAUCAAAUUUAUCAAGCUUCACCACCAAGUUGGGAGUUACAAUGGUGUUGAAACAGCCUAUCAUAACUAGAUGUGUUUCCUUAACACCGAAACUAAUGGACGAAAAUGAAAGUACAACUCCCUAGGAACCCUGUCUGUGUUCCAGUGAGCCUUGAUGCUGCCGUCGGGACCUGUAGUGGGUUAAGUCUGGCCUGGGGCGUCCACCAACGACAACAAGGCGAUGAUGCUUCCUCCUCGACAUCCCAGAAGGUACAGGGACCAAAUAACACUUUCACAACAAGAUAUGAAGUGGACAGAUUCCAUUUGAAAAUUAAAAAAAAAAUUCAACAAAAUCCCAUCGAACGAACUCCCACCUGAUGAAACACCACCGAACAAAAUCGCAGCGUACAAGAUGAUAGGGUAUAAAAUAACUCCUCAGCACCAGUGAUUUUCUUCAUCUAACGGUGUCUGAAAGUAGACUAAAUUAACUAAAAAAAAUAUAUAUAAUACCAUUUAUGACUUUUGCACUUUUGUUUGUUUAGACUAGCAAAUGUUAACACAGUAAAUACAGGAUCUGUGUUUUUAUGCCCUAAAGUAUUGUAGCUCGAGUUAAGUAAGCUAGAUUCUGGUAUAGCAAAUUUUAUUAAGGGGAGAUAGUCUAUUAACUAAGCAUUGUGUGAGUACUCGGUAUUUACCUGAGCUAAAGUCGUGAGCCACAUUGUGAAAUUAUACCUUAUGUUUACACUUCCUUUAAGUAACCAAUUAUAGGCAAGGUUAUUUGGCUUCCGUAACUAUAAAAUAAACAAAAUAAAUGGAGUUAUGCCUUGAGAAAGUUGUUUACAGUAUCGAUAUCCCAUAAUCUGUGUUUCCAUGCUCUAUUGCUCUUACAAUCUGUCUCACUUUAAAAAGCUGGUUUUCCGGCAUCUUCGUGGUGUAGAUUAAUACGGUAUAACCUUUUUUUUUUUCUAUAUUUACAAUUUCUUUCCGUUCCUUUUUUUUCGCCCCCCAGGCUCCGUUGUGGGUCGUUUGACCUGUGCCCGGGUGAGCUAAUUCCCGUUAAAAAAAAAGUACGUUAUGAGAAAAUAAGGAUAGUAUGAUCGAUGGCGGAGAAGCAUAAGAAAUCAUGAAUAAAUAUGAUAAUUUAAAUCAAAUAAAACAACCUGUCAAUCAUACAUUAAUAAACUAAAAUCUCUUAAAAAUUGAAGAAAAGAUGACUAAAUAAUGUAAAAAAUUAACAUCAUUUUACAACUCUUACAUUGAUAUUAGUAAACAAAAGCCUACUCGCUGUACUCUAAAGAGGAUCAAUACAACGGUAAUUCCUUUAGUUAUCAAGUGACCCAGAGAGUUAAGAUCACAGGGUCGGGGGAACAGUUAUCAUCAGUGUAAUUUCUUGAUAUAUGGCAGACAAACUUCUCUCUACUGAAUAUCGAGUUUACUUCCUCAACAGGGCCGGCCUUAGGAGGUGCGGGGCGCAAUUGGGAACAAUUUUGGUGGGCCUCAGGUUCCCAGCCAAGGUCUAUAGAAUCAUAGAAAUAUAAAUAAAGUCUAUUAUUGACUUUAUAUCUCUAUGGUAGAAUGGAAAGUAAUCAAAAUGUGCGCUUAACCAGUGCAUGCGAGUUAAUGGGCCAAACAGAUCUAAGCUACAUUUUAAUAUAAAAUUGCAUACAUGUAAGCCUACACGUAACAAACAAAAUGUGUAGAUCACCUCUGAAAAGUACAUAGUUACAAUACCACUUGUUUUAGUGACUGUGAAAUGAUUUAUUAAAAAUAUUAAUUUA